This is a messenger RNA of Schizosaccharomyces octosporus yFS286, 2010 nucleotides long. Its product is annotated as TRAPP complex subunit Trs85. Gene Ontology annotation, cellular component: cytoplasmic vesicle; phagophore assembly site; TRAPPIII protein complex. The coding region runs from base 1 to 2010 and encodes 669 amino acids. The transcript has a single exon. The record is from RefSeq and is a predicted model, not a curated record. Gene Ontology annotation, biological process: endoplasmic reticulum to Golgi vesicle-mediated transport; protein localization to phagophore assembly site. Lineage: Eukaryota; Fungi; Ascomycota; Schizosaccharomycetes; Schizosaccharomycetales; Schizosaccharomycetaceae.
AUGGAUAUUACAACAAAUUUUCUUUCUCGCAGCUUAUCUGAAAUUGCUUCGUCCGUGUCCGACGCGUCAGGGGACUUCUCUUCGACGAGUACAAAUUAUGAGUUUGAACAAAAGUUACGCCAAUUGAUUGAGCAUGCUUUUUGUCCUAAUGUCUUCACAUUGUGCUCGGAUGAUACAGAAACUUUUAUAAAAGGAAAAGGCUUCAAAAACUUUGCUUCUUUUAUUCGGUCUUUUGGCGACCGUGUCGAACGCAAAAAAUCUAACAACCCCAACACUUCGGCGCAACAUGCAAACUCACAAAGUGGUAGACUUCGGGAAGAUACAAGCUCUAUUCGUUUUUUACCAAUGUCAGCUGUGCGAACUCCUCAACAAUGGCAUCGCGAUCGAGCAUGGAAUAAAGAAAAUGAGAUUGAAUUAGAACAAGAAAUGUCUUAUGAAUUUGCACCCGGAGGAAAUAUGGAACAUAUACGUGAACUUUUUGAGAAAAAUAUUAAGAAAUGGGCCGCGGAAGUUGAUGAUCAAGUAGAGCCGGAUUCGUUCUUAGACCCUAUGCUACAAUAUUUCAAAUUUCUAAUGUCUGGUAAUCCGAUAGCACAACAAGAAACCUUUUCCCAUCCUGUCGGAUGUUUAAUUGUGCUAACUUCCCAUAAUCCACAUCCUCUAGCUACUAUAAUGCGCUUGUAUAAAGAAGUAAAUAACGCUAAUUUUCCUAGAUUUAUGUCAAGGGAGAUGUUGCAUUAUUAUCUUUAUAUUCACGAUGAAGAUGAACAUGAUUUAGAAACUUCUCUUCAAGUGUUUGGGAACAUACAACGUAGCAUAGGUGCGAAUUCUAAAUUUAUUCGACUGCGAUCACGAUAUAUCGAUUUAGCGCAUAUACAAAACAGGCAGUCUCCAUCGAACUCGGAAUAUAAUAGGGAUGAACUAAAAGGUGAAGGUGACCUUUAUAAUCCCUCAAGCUUACUUUCUUCGGCUUCGUUAGUCAACAGUUUUUCAAGUCCGACACUGUUCUCAUUUGACUCAGAAUUAGCUAAAGUGCCUGAACCUACGUGGAAAUCUCCUUUAGAAAUUUUAAAGGAAGAAGAUGAAGAAAAAGGAAGUUCUUUGAAGCCAGUGAUACCCUCGGAAGAAAUUCAAGAAAUGGAAAGUUUAGUAACCACGAUACUUUUUGAAGGCAUACGUCCUUUUAUGCAGAGAUGUGUAAACUCCUGGGAAGAGAGUACGGUUACGCAUUAUGGUGGAUUUACAGGGAAGUUAUUUUCUGCUUCAAAAAAAUACCUUGGGAAGAACCAUUCAUCCUCUGCUCAGGGAAACUACGAUUCUGACUAUUUUAUGUAUUCUGCAGACAAGCCAGAAGCUGUGAAGCGAAGAAUGGCUGAUUUUUUGUUCAUGCUGCGUGAGUAUAAACGAGCUUACGAGAUUUAUGAUGAGCUACGGAAAACGUUUUGUCAGGAAAGGGCGUGGAAUUAUUUAGCUUCUUGUUUGGAAGCCCAGAUAAUCUGUCUUUUGAUGCAAAACCGUGCAAUUACUCCAAAACUACGAACGUCAGUUUUGGAUAAGAUAUUUAAUGAUAUGGUGCUCGUUUAUGCUGCAAGACUUCAUUCCUUAUACUAUACUUCCCGAAGUAUUGUUAUAGGAAGUCUAUUAUUAGCUACCCGGCCGGGAAAUUGUAUUGACGAUGCUGUACACUGGUUUCAACGACUAACUAAUUUAAAUGUAAUUCCUCUAUCGAAAUUUGAGUAUGCCUUUUUUAUAACAUGCUUAGCUGGAUUAUUUACUGUCCGAGCCAGUCUCCCUUCUUUAGAUAAAGUAAUCAAUGGUCGCGAACGAAAAGCAGCGUUUUGGUUUUUGCAUUCAAUUAAAAAUUGGUUAGAUUGCGAUCAUCCAAAAAUGGCUCUAGUAUGCUGGAAAUUUGCAAGUUGCAUCUAUGAAGAUUCAUGUUGGUCUGUUCUUUCGACUCAUAUAAAAGCAAUCGGCGCAGAAUUGUCCUCAACAGCUAAUGAUAAAAACUAA